Vitrella brassicaformis is the source of this 5658-nucleotide messenger RNA. The record is from the annotation of a GenBank genome assembly. NCBI's taxonomy places the organism in Eukaryota, Vitrellaceae.
CAGCACCCUUUCCCCUUUGCAGCAGCAGGCGUCCCAACCGCCCUUUUUCCCACCUCUCUCCCUCCCCUUCCUCUCCCCUCCCAGACACACGCACACACAUCAUCCCCGCCGUCAGUGAGGAUGAUCAUCCCGGAAGGCCCGUCGCUUGAUCUGUCUGUGACGCUGCUGCUGAUCCUUCCGCCGAUAGUGGGGCUGAUAUGGUCUGUGUACGAGACGGUGUUUGUGACGAGGAUCCAGCUGGUCGGGCCGAACGGGGGGGACAAAACCAUGAGGGCGCCCAUUCACUCAGACACUGAGGUGAGCUCAGCUCAGGGAGAAAGGCGCAGAGGGGCAGGGUGGAGGUGGCGGGAGAGAUCUGACCCUUUUGGAUCUUCUGUUGGCUGACGAUGGUGGUGUGUGUGUGAUUGCCUGUGCAGCCCGGCGAGAAUGUGGAGAAUCAGCUCAAGCAGAUGAAGAGCGUUGCCGAGAACAUCGCCAAGGGAGCAAACACAUUCUUGUUACAGGUGCGGACACACACACACGCACACACACAGACACACCGACUCACUGCAAUCGAUUAUGUGGUGUGCUCCCUCUCGGUUCCCUCUGUGUCUGUCUGUCUGUUGUCUGUCUGUCGUGUCUGUCGAUCGCCUCCAUCCAUCCAUCCAUUUAUCAGGAGUACAAGUACAUGGCGGUAUACAUCGUGGUUUUCUCUGUGUUCAUCGCCUUCUUCGUCGACCCUGGUCAGCCAGCCAGGGAAAGAAACGUGCCAAGCCGGGAGGGUCAAUCUUGCAACACGUGUUUCUCUCUCUCUCUCUCUCUCUCUCUCUGUCCACCCCUGUCGUGUGUGUGUGUGUGGUUGUGUGCAGCGACUAUGGUGUCGUUCAUUGUGGGUUCCCUGACGUCCAUUCUGUGCGGCUACAUCGGCAUGAAGAUCGCAGUCUAUGCCAACGUCCGCACUUCACACGAGGCUUGGAAGGAACUCGGUGAGUGAGAGCCAGCCAGCAGCACAGCAACACUUCUCCCUCCCUCCGUCUCUCACUGUGGUGCCCUCGUGUGGUGUGUGCGUGGUGUGUCAGGUCCUGCCUUCGAGGUGGCGAUUCGUGCCGGCUCUGUCAUGGGUUUCACGUUGACUUCGCUGGGCGUUAUCAACCUGUUCCUCCUGAUCGUCAUCUAUCGCCUGAUACCCAACAUGGACACACAGGCAUGCUUCGAGGCCAUCGCUGGUCGGUCGAAGGAAGCUACCGCAGACAGACACACCAGACACACAAGACACGUUCACCGGGUGGCUGUGUUGCCGUGUUUGUCGCACACAUGUGCCCAGGUUAUGGUCUGGGUGGCUCGUCGAUCGCCCUCUUUGCGCGUGUGGGUGGCGGCAUCUACACCAAGGCCGCGGACGUGGGCGCCGACCUCUCGGGCAAAAACGACUUCGGCAUGGACGAAGACGACCCAAGGUCUGCCGACUUUUUGGCCAUCCUGCCUGCGAAGCGAAUUCCCCCGUCUGUCUCUUUGCCGUCCGUGCAGGAACCCCGCGUGUAUUGCGGACAACGUGGGGGACAACGUGGGCGACGUGGCUGGGAUGGGCGCCGACCUGUUCGGGUCGCUGGCCGAGUCGACGUGUGCCGCUUUGGUGAUUGCGGGGGCCAAGACGAGCGGGCUCAACGCCACGUGGGCCGGGCUGAUGUACCCGGUGCUGAUAUCCUCGACGGGCAUCAUUGUGGGGCUGCUGACCAUCAUUGCCGUGAGGGUGUUCAUCCCCGUCAGGGAGAUCUCGGACAUCGAAAAGGUCGGCCAGUGAGUGAGAACGGGAGAAUAGUCAGCCAGGAGGGACAGACAGAAGGUGUCUGACCGUGCUUGUGCUGUGUGUGUGGUCGAGCAUCAGGCGCUGAAGGGCGUGUUGUUCAUUUCGACUGGGCUGGAGACGCCCCUGGUUGUGGUGCUGUCGCUACUCUUCCUGCCUGAGAAGUUCACUCUCGUGUCGGGCACUACCACGCUCGAAGUGCUCUGGUGAGGGAGGGCAGCGAUGCGACAGACAGACAGCACACAGAGGAUGGGUGCGAUGGUUUAUGGGCGUGUGUGCGUGUGUGUGUGUGUAGGUGGAAGGCGAUGAUUUCGGUGCUGCUCGGUCUGUGGUCGGGCCUCAUCAUCGGCUACGUCACGGAAUACUACACCUCACAUUCAUACUACCCCGUCAGGGUACGUGCCUUCCCUUCAUCUACGGCCACCACCACACACACCACACACACAAUGAUCUAUCCUCUCUCUCUUGUGUUGUGUGUGCAGGAGAUCAGUCGCACCCAGAUUGUGUCAGCAGCCACGGGCAUCAUCUACGGCAUGGCCCUCGGCUACAUGUCCACCGUCAUACCCGUCAUCUGUAUCGCCAUCUCUGUCUGUGUGGCGCACUCCUUCUGCGGAAUGGUCAGUCAGCCCUAGCCAAUACACACACACACAUCCAUCCGACCCUGCACACACGCGUCAAUCGGUUGUCCCCCUGUGUGUGUGUGUGUGUGUGCUCGGCUCAGUAUGGAAUUGCUCUAGCCGCUUUGGGUAUGCUGUCGACUCUGACGAUGGGGCUGACCAUUGACGCGUACGGGCCCAUCAGUGACAACGCCGGAGGAAUCGCAGAGGUCAGCCCGGCAUCAGGCCAGGCGCCCGACAGACCAAAAACAGCCGGGCUCAUUGAGAGGUGUGUGGUGUGUGCGUGUGUGUGCAGAUGGCGGGUCUUGGUGGUGAGGUCAGGUACCGCACUGAUGCCCUCGACGCCGCCGGCAACACAACCGCCGCAAUCGGUAGGUACCCAUCACACCCAUACACACACACAGAGGUCUUCUACGUCUUCCCGUCUGUGUGUGUGGUGCAGGUAAAGGUUUUGCCAUCGGGUCCGCAGCGCUUGUGUCGCUCGCCCUCUUUGGCGCCUACACGGUGCGGGCCAAGAUCGCCUCAGUGGACAUCCUGGACACUUGGACCUUCAGCGGCCUGCUGUUUGGCGCGAUGAUGCCCUACGCCUUCUCCGCCAUGACCAUGAAGUCCGUCGGCGUCGCCGCAAACGAUAUGGUGCGUGCGCGAGGGAACGAUAGCACAAAGAAUGGUGUGGGUGGGAACUUGUGUGUGUGUGCGUGUGUGUGUGUGUGUGUGGUUAGGUGAAAGAGUGUCUGGAUCAGUUCCCGGGCAUCAUCAACGGGACGAUGGAGCCGCAGUACGAGAAGUGCAUCUCCAUCUCGACCCAGGCGUCACUGAGGGAAAUGAUCGCACCCGGCGCGCUCGUCAUCCUCUCGCCCAUCCUUUUCGGCCUCGCCUUCGGCAGAAACUGCACAGCCGGUCAGACAAACACACCACCACCACCUAAGGUGCAUCCAUCGGCCCUCUCUCUCUCUCCCUCUGUGUGUGUGUGUGUGUGUGCAGGUCUGCUUGUGGGGGCGUUGGUGUCGGGCAUUCAGCUGGCCAUCUCGGCGUCCAACUCAGGAGGCGCAUGGGAUAACGCCAAGAAGUAUAUCGAGGUCAGGACAGAGGCGAUCGAUGCAUCACCUGAGGGCCUAUACUGAUGCCGCUGUGUUGUGUUGGGUCUGAUGCGUGUGAUGGUCAGUCUGGCGCACUUGGCCCCGAUCACGCCAAGGGCAGUGCCGCACACAAGAAUGCCGUCACAGGCGACACCGUCGGCGACCCUCUCAAGGUACACAAGACACACCGAACCGCACACACAAACACAAAACACGCGGAUCGCCCCUCCCUUCCUGCGUGUGUGAUGUGAUGGUGUGUGCGGAUCAGGAUACAUCCGGCCCUUCCCUGAACAUAUUGGUGAAGCUGUCGGCCAUCAUCAGUCUGGUCUUCGGCAGCCUCAUCAGCAGAAUGUCCAACGAACACGGCGGACCGGUUUGGUUAAAGACGGGUUCCGUCACGGCGCCACCACCCGCACUCGCAGCGCUUUAGACAAACCAGCGGGAGGCAACGAAGGAAGGGCGUACACCGUAUACGUAUGAUCUAUAUAUCAUGGUUGUUGCUUUCUCUUCAUGGAGAGAGAGGGGAGAGGGAGGGAGGGAGGGAGGGACAUGUGUGCUGUGUGUCGGGGGGGCGAUUUUGUGCCUGCCUCUCUGCCUGCCUGCCUGCCUGCCUGCCUGCAUGGCGUAAGUAAGUAUUUUAGUUGGUUCGCUCGCUCUCACCCCCUUGCUGUUUCACGCCGGCAUACGUAACUCUCUCUCUACGCGUCUCGUCUCGUGUCGUCGGUUCCUGGAGAUGGCGAAGCGGGCGUAUCCCAGCCGCAUCCUUGGGCAGCGAUGCGGCUGAGAUGGGUCCGCCUCACCAUCUGUCGGAACACGCACACCUGACGGCUCACAUGGUUGCAGGAGCCUUCAGGUGAUCGACAUCCGUGUUCUAGUCGCUUUGUGAGAUGACUGACACUUGACUUACCGUCAGUGAUGCAAUGCCCGCGAACCUGUGAAGGGAUUUGUGGGCGAGGCAGCACCGACGGCGUGUUGAAAGUCUCGGCAUCUUGCUCGGAGUGAAGAACGUCGAUAUGUUUCAUCUGUCCAUGGUGCACUGUAAUUGUUUUCGUCUGGUGGCACUCCACUCACUUUCCCGACGUCCUGUGUGUGUGCGUGUGGAUAUCUGUGGAGGGUUUAUGCACUCACCCACCGCCCACCCGCUCUCGCUCUCGCCCUCUGUCUCGUUCGCCCAUCCCUCCCUCGCGCGCACAUCACAUGGUUUUGUUGAUGGAGGACUGAUGGCUCUCUGUCUGUUUGCGUGUGCGUGAUGUGUGUGCGAUGUCUGUUCCGACCGACGGAUGGGAAGACAGCGGUCCAAUUAGGGUGGUGGAAACUUUACAUGAGUGCCUGCGCGCACACACAUUAGAGCGGAGCACAACGCCACAAAGAGGGAGAGGGAGAGAGAGCUUCCAUGCGUAUCGCAUCCAUCCAUCCAUCCAUCCAUGUGUCUGUGUGAGUGUGUUUGCGCGUGUGUAUGUCUUGCGCACAAAGGCCAUUAAUUCGACACUUGCUUGUGUGUCCUGUGUGCUUAUGAGCGUGUGCGUGCCCCAUGCGAUGUGUGUGUGGCCACGACGAGACAAGACGAGCCAAGGCGACAGACAAACUUUAUCUGUGGUGCACAACCCACACGCGCACGCCACUUCACUUUCGUUUCAAUGUGCUCUGUGCGUGCGUGAACCGAUCCAUGUGCGCGUCUGUCUGUCUGGUUACGUGAGACAGACAGACAGACAGACAAGGGAGUUUUCCAUAGCAGCAAGCACGAGCAGCAGCAAGCCAGCGACCAUCCAUGCAUUCCUCCUUGGCUAUUUUUGCGCCGGCCCUCCUCCCUCCCUCCCUGCCUGCCGGGCUCGUGCAGUCCACAGAUGUGCUGUUGGUUUACAUCUGUGUGUGUGCCUGCCGUCGUUUUGCGUGCGUGUGCAUGUCUGUGGGUGUCGGUCGACGAGGAGAGCAAAAGAGUACGGUAGGAGCGGAGCGAUGGUCGGCUGACUGGUGCCAUGCUCCCUCCAGUUUCAAGCAUCGAGCCAGCAAACAAGCAACAGAGGGAUAGUCGAUAAGUACACUCUUACGUCGUGUGUGUGCGCGUGAAUGCCUGCCUGUCUGUCUGUCUGGUGUCCCCUCUGCUGGCUGGCACCUUCCUUCCUGCCUUCCUGCCAGACGGACGUUUUGCCGACCGAUCCACCCCCUCUCCCCUCCCACCCAU